Oncorhynchus masou masou (cherry salmon) is the source of this 3565-nucleotide messenger RNA. RefSeq names its product transmembrane protein 168b (gene tmem168b). Lineage: Eukaryota; Metazoa; Chordata; Actinopteri; Salmoniformes; Salmonidae. The coding region runs from base 552 to 2369 and encodes 605 amino acids. The transcript is spliced from 6 exons. The record is from RefSeq and is a predicted model, not a curated record.
AAUGUCCAUACUUCGACUUUCCGCCACUUUGUUUGUACUAAUGACUUGCCGUAGUGACGUAGAGUCCCCGUUCUAGUUUGAUGGCGGCAGUCAUUUGAGCGAAAAGUUUUCGAAGUGGAAAAUAAGUAUUUUUGUCUCCUGCUUCUUCAAGUGAAAUAAAUCAAUUUGGGCUAGCUAGGUUUGUAUGAGACGUGUCUAUUUACAUACGAAAGAAUAGAAACAGCAAACGGACCAUGUAAUCAAGCGUACCAUCUGCCAGCCGUACAACUGCAAGCUAGCUACCGGCAAAUCAUGUAGCUAGCUGACUAGCAAAAACCAUGUAGCUAACUAGCUAGUAACUUCUAGCUAACGUUAGCUAGCUUAGAUGACCUAUCACUAGCUCAAAGUUUGCUGCUCUGUUAGUUCAAGGUGGCUAGCUAGUGAGUGACAUUUUUUUCGCCAUGGUCUCGCAAUCUAGCUAGCUAAGUUUGCUUCAUGGAAAGGUUUUAAUUGCCUCUUAACUAAUAGCGUUACCAGCUGUAACAAACUGUUAGCUACUCUUACAUAUAAAAAUGUUUCGCUUACGGUACUGUGUCAGUCACUGUCUGCAUGCAGCGAUGACCAGACUGGAGGAGGUCAACGGAGAGGUCAACAUGUGGUCCUCUGUCAGAUGUCUGGGCUACCUGUCUGGUCUGAACCUGCUGGUGGCUCUCUGCCUGGGGCUCUAUGUGCGAUGGGAGAAGACUGAGGAACCCAUGAUCCUCAUCAUAUUUGUUCUGGCCCUGUUUGUCCUCGGUAUAGCAAGCAUACUGUACUAUUACUUCAGCAUGGAAAAAGUCAGCCUGAGCCUCCUCCACCUGUGGUUUGGCUUCCUGCUUGGCCUCCUGUGUUUCCUCAACAACCCCACCCUGGAGAGCAACAUCAAAGAGCAAGCCACCAACUACCUACUGCUGGCCAGUGUUGUCUUGAGGACGCUGUGGGCUCUGCUGGAGAGGAUGUGUGGCUGCACCAGGUACCGCCCUGCCUUCCUCACCUCAGCAGAGGCCCUGGAGCUGGCAGGCUUUGCCAUUGCCAGUACUGUCUUAUUCAUCCAGAAGUCCAUGAGCGUAGUGGUGCUGGUGGUGGCCCUGGCUACUCUGAUGGUGGCCCUGCGCAUGAAGGCUCUCCUGGCCCUGCCCAACCUGGUCUGCUUCUCCAUCAUCACUGCGGUGCUGUUCUUCAAGGCUCUGGGCAUCACCACCAACCCCUUCGCCCUGGCAUGUUUCUUCAGCCAGCUGAUCUGCGACCCCUUGCUGGACGUGUACUUCAGUGGGCUGUCGGUGACCGAGCGCUGGCUGCCCUACCUUGCCUGGAGGGGGCUGUGGCGCAGGCUGUCCCUCCUGCCUUUGCUGCUGGUGGAGGUGGGCUUCUGGAUCCUGGCAGCCCUGAAGCUGGUGGACCUGGACCGGUGGUACCUGAUGAUCCCGGGCUUCAUGCUGAGUGGGGUGUUCUGGGCCAUCUGUCACGUGGUGUUCAUCAUCACUCUGUGGGGCUUCCACACCAAGCUUAGUGACUGCCAAAGGGUGUGUCUGGCCCAGGGAGCCAGGAGCAGCUGCCUAGACAAGGUUAUGGCCUCCAAAGGAGUCAGACACUUCUGUCUCAUCUCUGAACGCCUGGUGCUCUUCAGUCUGGUGUCCACUGUCAUCUUGGCUGCUUUAUCAUGGCAGUCCUCCAGCAGUAUCUUUAUGAGUAUGCUCCUGCUGGUCCUGGCUCUGGAGUCUCUGUUCCACGGCCUCUUCUAUGAGCUGGGGAACUGCCUAGGCGGCACAUGUGUGGGGUAUGCAGUGGUCAUCCCCACCAACUAUUGCAGUCCUGAUGGGCAGCCCACUCUGUUACCUCCGGACCAGGUACAUAUGUUGAACAUGCAUUCCACGGGCAUGUUGAACAGUAUACAGAAUUUCUUCUCCCACCACAUGAUCGAGACGUUCGGCUGCGACUACUCCACCAGCGGGGUGACUCUGGAAGCUCUACAGGUGAAGCUCAAAGCCUUCAUGGAGCUCUGCACAGCCGAUGGGCCUCGCCACGACACCUAUGUGCUGUUCUACAGUGGGCAUACCCACCGCAGCGGGGAGUGGGCACUAGCAGGAGGGGGCACCCUUCAACUGGACAAGAUCCUGGAAUGGUGGAGGGAGAAGAACAAUGACUCCUGCUCCCGCCUCAUCCUGGUCCUGGACAGUGAGAACUCCCUACCCUGGGUGAAGGAGAUUUUUUUGUGGCCCCCACAACCCAUCCCUGCUCUACAAGAAGGCCCUCUACAACAAGCUGCUGAAGCUCCAGGGGGACACUGGGGGAUACUCAGACCAGGAGCAUCUGGUCAACAACAAGGGAACCAAGAACAAGUUCCUCUUUGAUAAAGUCUAACCCUUCAGCACCUCACAGGUAGGUGAAUUUAAUUGAAACACAGAACCCAAUGGAUUAGGACCACAGGAGGCUGCUGAGGGGAGGACAGCUCGUAAUGUCUGGAACGGAGCAAAUGGAAUGGCAAACACAUGUAAACCAUGUUUUUUAUGUUUGAUACCAUUCCAGCCAUUACCACGAGCCCAUCCCCAAUUAAGGAGCCACCAACCUCUUGUAAUUAGAACAGUUGUUUUUGUGAUGGCAUUAGAUUUUGUGCCGGUGUGCUCUCUCAAUUUGUCUCUCCAUGCAGGAGGAAGUAUUUGAAGGGACCCUGCCCAUAGUAAGGUCUUGUGCGGAUGGAUAUACAGUAGUCUGCAUUCUAGCCUAUGGUCAGACAAGCUCUAGGACGACUUACACACGUUGGAAAUCAACAAUGACAGCCUAUAUCAGCAAUUCCCUAACUUGGUCCUGGGGUCCACAUUUAGGUUUUUGCACUAGCACUACACAGGUGAUUCAAAUAACCAACUCAUAAUCAAGCUUUGAUUAUUUAAAAUCAGCUGUGUAGCGCUAGGACAAUUAACAAAACAUGUACCGAGGGGCCCCGGGACCGGAUUUGGGAAACCCUGGCCUAAAUGAUCUCCUGUCAAAGUCCCACCAGUUCAUUAGAGAUAUGGACCCAGGGGAAGUCCAUCUCUGUGUCUGGGCUGACCCACGUCAAGUUGAAGACCGAGGACGGCAUUCUGAACGUGAUGGAAAUGGAGAAAAGAAUAGAAAGAUUGGCUCAACCAAAAAAAACAAAAGGUAGGCCUACCAAGUCAUGUCAAUACCAGUAUGGUUGUGAACCCAUUGCUAGGAAGAGCCUCUGGAGGGUAGAGAGUGGGUCGUCUCACAAUACCCUGACCCUGUGUGACUUGGCGGGAUCCGAGCUCAUCGCCAAGACAGGAAGUCCAUCCCCUCUCUAUUAAGUAACAGACAGAUUCCAAUUUAAUCUGUACUGUUUUUUACUUUACUGCAGCUCAGGGUCUUUAGAAAAUGUAGUGUUGUGUUUUUAUUUAACGAGGCAAGUAAGUUCAGAACAAAUUCAUAUUUUCAAUGACUGCCUAGGAACAGUGGGUUAACUGCCUUGUUCAGGGGCAGAAUGGAUUUUUACCAUGUCAGCUCGGGGAUUCGAUCUUGCAACCUUUCGGUUACUAGUCCAACACUAACCACU